This is a messenger RNA of Schistocerca nitens (vagrant locust), 2889 nucleotides long. RefSeq names its product cytosolic carboxypeptidase Nna1 (gene Nna1). Gene Ontology annotation, molecular function: zinc ion binding; metallocarboxypeptidase activity. The record is from RefSeq and is a predicted model, not a curated record. Lineage: Eukaryota; Metazoa; Arthropoda; Insecta; Orthoptera; Acrididae. The transcript has 20 exons. Gene Ontology annotation, biological process: proteolysis.
AUGGAUUCAGGAGCUCUUGUUAAACAGCUGCAGGCAGCACUGUUCCCUAUCUAUUCAAAGGGAAGUUACCUCAGCAGCUUUCUACAGAACACUCUGAAAUCAAAUCAAGUGGAGAUCAACACUGAUAAUAGGACUCUGCGACCAGUUGCGAAGUUGAAGGAACCACGUGAUCUGUUUGCCUUGCCUAAAGAAUUAGACUGUCCACAGCAAGCUGCUCGCUGGCCAACUGAAUGUCAGGUAUUAGAGGAAAGAGUACAGCAUAUUGAAUACGUACCUGCAAUGCCGGAACAAUAUUAUCAGCCUACAGGAAGGGAAGUACAACCAAAACCUAUUGGAGAAGAGUCUGGCACAGUUGUCUUUCAAUACUACCCCAUGAGUGCUGUCAAUUAUUUUAGCCGCUCUAGUGUUGGAGGCAGCAAAUACUUUAUGGAUGCAAGUCCUGUUGAGAAUCCAGAUGAACUACGAUUUGAGUCUCGUUUCGAAUCAGGUAAUUUAGCAAAAGUGGUGAAGAUUACAGACACUUACUAUGAGCUCUAUCUUCGUACUGACCUGUAUACCAAUAGACACAUGCAAUGGUUCUACUUCAGAAUAGAGAAUACACGAUCCUGCAUAAUGUACAGGUUCUCAAUAGUAAAUCUUUCAAAAGCAGAUAGUCUUUAUAGUGCAGGCAUGAAACCUCUCAUGUAUUCUACAAAAGAUGCUCAAUUAAACGGCACUGGUUGGAGACGAUUUGGUGACAACAUCACUUAUUUCAGGAAUGAUCCAGUAAAUGGGGAAGAAGAUCAGGCUCCUACAUACACACUUACAUUCACAACAGAAUUUCCUUAUGACAAUGACCUAGUUUAUAUGGCACACUGCUACCCAUAUACAUACUCCGAUCUGCAGGACUAUUUAAUCAGACUCCAGAAUCAUCCAAUAAAGUCAACAUACAGCAAACUUAGGUUAUUGUGCCGAUCCCUGGCUGGAAAUAAUGUUUAUUACUUAACCAUUACAGCACCAUCUUAUGGGGAAGACUCAAAGAAGAAGAAAGCAAUUGUAGUAACUGCACGUGUUCAUCCUGGUGAGACUCCUUCAUCGUGGAUGAUGAAAGGAUUCAUGGACUUUUUGACAGGCGAUAGUGGACAAGCAAAGGAGCUUAGGGAAAAAUUUAUUUUUAAACUGGUGCCGAUGUUGAAUCCUGAUGGAGUGAUUGUUGGGAACAAUAGGUGUUCACUUACUGGGCGUGACUUAAAUCGUCAAUACAGGACUGUGAUUAGAGAAACAUACCCACCAGUAUGGCACACAAAAUUAAUGAUAAGACGGUGAUAUCAGUUACUGAUUGAGGAAUGUGGAAUUGAAAUGUACUGUGAUCUUCAUGCACACUCACGAAAGCACAAUGUAUUUAUGUAUGGAUGUGAAAGCAGACGCAUUGGGGACAGAAGGCUGCAAGAACAAGUGUUCCCUCUGAUGUUGCAUAAGAAUGCUGCUGAUAAGUUCUCAUUUGAGAACUGUAAGUUUCGUAUUCAAAGGUCAAAGGAAGGAACAGGUCGUGUAGUUGUGUGGAUGAUGGGAGUUACUAAUAGCUAUACAAUGGAGGCAUCAUUUGGUGGUUCAACUCUUGGAAGCCGUACUGAUACUCACUUCCACAGUCAAGAUUAUGAACAGAUGGGUCGUUACUUUUGUGAGACAUUGUUGGAUUUUUGUGACCAGGAACCAAGCAAGAUUGUUAAUGCUGUGAAAAAGGAACGUCUCAGGGUUAAAAUUGUAACACGCCUUAUGAAGGAAGGUUCCAGUGCCGAUGAGCCAACUAACAUCACACUCUCAGAUUACUCAAGUGAUGAGGGUGAUACAAGCAGUUGUUCUGAGGAUGAAAUGAUGCAUUACAAACAAGAACUCACAGAUGAGUGCUAUCAGUCAUUGUCAGUACCACCUCCAUCUCCUGUCCUUCCUCACCGAGAGCAUCACAAAACAGCAAACAAAGAAAGAUCAGUUCCUGAGAAAACAACUCCUUCACCUCAAAGAAAAGUACUUCAGGUUCAUAAGACUGUUAUUGAUCUAUCAGCAGGUGAUACUGGAAGCGACUACUGUGAGCCUCCAACUGACAUGGAUUCUGGUGAGGAAAGCUCACCAUGUCACCGAUCUAGCAACAAAAACAAAAGUUCUUCAGAUAUUAAGUUUGUCAAAUAUGGGGAAAGACUUGAUAUGCCUCCAGAACUAAUUGUAACUCCUGCACAGUUUCAGAUAAGUGAGACACCUAUGGCCAUGGACAUCACAGAGAGAUUAACUGUAACUGAAGAACAGCAAUUUGUGGAAAAAAGAAUCCAUACCUACAACUGGUACCAUGCACGUUGCCCACCACUUUCUAGGGCAACUGCUGCUCCAGGCUAUUGGCAAAAUACAGUAGGUGACCUUGCCAGUGAGGUGCAAGUGAAACUUGGUACAACACUGCGCCAGAAGCUCUGGACAGCUCUACCAUGCAGUUGUCAUGGGACUCUCGAUACUCAUUGGAGUGGUCAUCUCUCAGCUCAUGACAUGCUGCUUCGUUCCUGUUCAAAGAAGUUGGUUGCAUUACAAAGAACUGGUGGAAUAUCAUUUGAUACAUCUAGGAAUGUCACUUCUGCUUCCCAUCAACAACAUAAUGUGCAGUCAACAGAUGCAGACAGCAGGGGUCACACAAGUCUCAAGUGGAAAAGAUACCGUAAACUUACAGAAAUUCCAACUUCAGAUAUCACUAUACAGCUCACACAACAAGCUUUGCAAUCUGGCUCUGAUACAGAACCUGGACCUUCACACCAAGCUGAUACUGCCAAAAAGAAAAAAAAGAAACGUAAAACUACACAUUCCAGGAAAGGGAGACGUCUACAGUCAGCCAGUGGUCAUUGCUCACCAAAGAAAAUCACAAAAUCUUGA